Messenger RNA from Platichthys flesus (European flounder), 995 nucleotides. RefSeq lists its product as uncharacterized. The coding region runs from base 32 to 880 and encodes 282 amino acids. The record is from RefSeq and is a predicted model, not a curated record. The transcript is spliced from 3 exons. NCBI's taxonomy places the organism in Eukaryota, Metazoa, Chordata, Actinopteri, Pleuronectiformes, Pleuronectidae. Gene Ontology annotation, cellular component: transcription regulator complex; nucleus. Gene Ontology annotation, biological process: regulation of transcription by RNA polymerase II.
GCGAAGUAGAAGCAGAAGAACAUCAACAAACAUGGCCGACAGGACGGGCAGCUAUGCCACAAGAAAGGGCCAUCGGGCGAUCUGGGGUCAGGAGACCGAGCACAGCUUGAUAGAAAUAUGGCAGGAACACCAGUGUCUGUUCGACGUGUCCAGUUCUCAGUAUCACAACCGAGUGGAGAAGGAGAAGGCGUGGAGGGAGAUCGCUAAAUGUCUCCAGCAGCCAGUUCAGGAGGUGAAGACCAGGGCCACGUCGCUCCGCACCCAGUACUCCAGGCUCAUAAAGCCCAAACCCAACGGGGGCGAGAUCAAACCUCUGACCCCGAGGCAACAGUGGCUCAUCAGGGCGAUGGACUUCAUCAAACCAUAUAUUGUGCAUCGUCCAUGUGAGACCGCUGUUGACAUGUCGCUCUGUGAGCUGGACGACUCAGAGGAGCAGGAGGAUCAUUCGGACUCAUUUGAAUCAGUGCUCCUGUCGAGACCUGAGACUCCAGAGACCCUGAUGCCCCGGGUGCUACGCUCGGCCUCCUCCUGCGAGUUGUCGGACGAAGGGGCUUCCCCGACGAGGGAACCUGCCCAAUCGGCUCCAAGGGGAGUCAAACGCAAGGCACGAACAGAGGACAUCGAGCUGCAGAAGCUUUUGGUUUUAAAACAAAUGGCGGCUAAAGUUGACGCUGAUCACGCGGAUGGGUUUACAACUUUUGGUAACCAGGUGGCAUCCGAACUCCGCCUAAUCAGCGACCCGGCAAAUCUCACAAGACUGAAAAGGCAAAUCGUCAACAUGAUAUACGACACCCAGGACUCUGAAAGAAAGCAGCCGCCAGCGGCACACAAAUACAAACAGAACACCGCGCCUACGCCACUGGUUCAGUCCAAGUCCUAGUGUUUUCAACCACCUUAUAACUGUUUUAUAUUCUUUACUUUUCCUUAAUAUAAAUUAAUGCUCAACUGUUUUAUUUUCUAUUUGCCUCAAUACAUCAUGGUUACUCUUUGUGUCA